Hymenoscyphus albidus is the source of this 4730-nucleotide messenger RNA. The record is from the annotation of a GenBank genome assembly. Lineage: Eukaryota; Fungi; Ascomycota; Leotiomycetes; Helotiales; Helotiaceae.
UUAGAGUUGGAUGUUGGUGUUGGGCUGGCAGUACUGUACCUCGCAAAAGUACGUACCUGUGCUGGGAUGAGUUCCAGCUCCGUAAUUGCAUCGCCAUCCCCAGCUUCCCCUUCUUGGCCAGGCCUACAUUGACUUGCCUAAAUUGCACAACACCAUCCGCCACUACAUCCAUACACUUCUACCAUGCCCUUCUUCCAUCCCCGCCGAGUGGCUAUACUGCUGCUAGCGGCCGUUGUAUUCGUCGUAGCGGAGAAACAUGCAUCCUCGAUUGCAUCAAUGAGCGUGCCUGAAAUCGAGGGCAAGCUUCAGGUACCUCUACCUUUCCUUCCUGGCCCUGCAUAGUUCGGACGAUGACGAUCGCCCCAAGCUUAAAGCCAAAGCUUCAAACAUCGCGAUUUACUCGUAUGCACUUCAUUGACACAUCAUGAUAGGAGUGUAAACUUGUACAAGAUCUCAAUGCCCAUAAAAUCGCAACCUCUCCGCAGACGUCGAGUUUGACAUCGCGCAUUUUCGCCGUUUUAUUUCCCGGCACGCCAGCUGUCAAUGCCCUCCUCGCAACGCUCUACAUUUCUGGCCCUCCAAACUUCCUCCUCGCAUUAUGUCCUCCCAAUAUCGAUCCCUCGUCUCUCUCGGUGAUGGUUGCGUUCGCGGUGGGUGGAUUAUUGGGUGAUACAUUAUUCCAUCUACUGCCCGAGAUUUUCUUGGGCGAGGAUAGUCCUGAACAUGUACGAUUCGUCUUGGUAGAACCCAACCGGAAUCUGCUACUUGGUGUUGCGAUUAUGGUUGGAUUUGUGACUUUCGUUGCCAUGGAUAAGGGACUGCGGAUUGCUACUGGAGGAGAGGGCGGUCAUGAUCAUAGCCAUUCGCAUGGAAAUGGGGCUGCUGAAGGAACCUCGACUGCUUUGGAAACUCCUGCGAAGAAUACACGAUCUCGAAAGGGGAACGGGAAAGCAGAUAAGGUUGCGAAGAAGGAGGAAGAUGAGAAGGAGAUUAAUGCUAGUGUGAAAUUGGCAGGAUAUCUCAAUCUGAUGUUAGAUUUCCGUGUCGCUCACUUCCAGGAAUACAAGCUAAUCCUUUCUCAGCGCCGAUUUCACACACAACAUCACUGAUGGUCUUGCCAUGUCUUCUUCUUUCUACGCUUCCCCAACUAUAGGCGCAACAACCACCGUCGCAGUCUUCUUCCAUGAAAUCCCCCACGAAGUAGGAGACUUUGCCCUACUAAUCCAAUCGGGGUUUUCCAAACGACAAGCAAUGGGAGCCCAGUUUCUUACAGCAUUUGGAGCUCUUCUAGGCACAGUGAUAGGUAUCGCGGUUCAGGAAUACGGCGGAAGCGGUGGCGAAGGUGCUAAUGGACGAUUCGAGGGACUGAUGGGCACGAGUUUGAGCUGGGGUGCUAUGUUGCUUCCUUUCACUGCAGGAACCUUCCUCUAUGUUGGAACUGUGGCAGUGAUUCCGGAAUUGCUUGAGACCGGGAAGGAUAGGAGAGUGGAAUUGAUGAAGACGGCUAAGCAAUUUGCUGCCAUGGCUACUGGUGCUGGAAUUAUGCUUUAGUAAGUUUUUGUUCUCUUGCUGAUUUUUGUUGACUGCUAAUAAAUGAUGUAGCAUUUCAUGGUCUUAGAUCUUUGAUAAACGUGCGAGGUAUGAACAAUAGAAUAAGUCUUAUUUGGUUACCUAGGUAGUGUAUGCCGUAUUUCUCUGGUUGAUACAUUUACUACGGAGUUUUAAUAGAUAUCGCACUCAUUUCCAUUCCAGAGUACGAGAUUCAGAGAUACAACUUAUCAAUGGACGUUUUUAUGUUGGUCCCUCAUCAUCUUUUUAUUCGCAAAACCUACAAGUUGAUCUGCACACAAAUUCCUAUCCCUCUCGACCUCGGCAACAACAUCAAAUAGCUCCAAUGGCUCCAUAUGACGAACUCUUCUCCACAACUCUUUUCAUUUUCUUCCGCUGCCAAGUCAAUAAAUGGUUUUCGCCUCUUAUGGAGAUCUUCCGUCGCAAGUGCCACCGUUCAUUUCCACGUGCCAUACAAGCAACCUUACUUUUUGGCGCACCAGUAAGAUCCAAACACCAUACGCGGGGAACUCGUGGAAGCAAACCACUUUCCCACUUCCUCUCCCGUAAUUAAAGCUUAAGCUACCCUUUCAAUAGAUCAGACGCUAAACGAAACGCGGGGUUGGAUGGAUCCGGAAAAAUUCCUGGCCCGAGGUGAAGAAGGUGGUCGAAUAGGCUAAUGUGUCAAGGCACCUCACCUGACCUUUUGCGACUCCAGUUUUUUCUUCUUCUUUCCUUUGUUCUUUUUCAGGGGCAAAUGAUGGGGUUGUGGUUGUGCAGACGAUUGCGGGGAGUGAACCCGUAUAUGGAUACCUACUAGGGUGCUAUUGUUGAUUUUUUCGCGGAUCGACAGUCAUGGAGGUGUGUAUUUCCCCCCCGCAAUACACUUUCGUCCAGGUGGGACGAAAUGGGGUUUUCUGGGGAAGGUGGUCUUUAUUGGAGGAUAAUAUGUGUACCUGAGUAGGCUGGGAGGUUAUUGGUGAGGUAUGAGGGUAGGUUAAAAGGGAGUGAUGGGCCAGUUUUCUUUUUUUUUUGUCUUUUUAUUUGUGUUUUUGUUGAUUCAUUUUACUGAGGUUUUUCCUGAUUGAUCUUUUCCAAUAAUUGGAUUCUUGCUUUUGGGUUUUUUCUUCAAGAUGUUUGGACGAUCCAACCGAGCCUUCUUGGGCUGUGUUGCUCUCGCUUGUUUGGAGCUUGUCGCUGCGGGGCCUUGCGAUCUUUAUUCGUCGGGUGGAACGCCUUGUUAUGCUGCUCAUAGUACUACUAGGGCUUUGUAUAAGUAGGUCAUCUCUAGGUCUCUUAUCUUCCUUUUGCUUGUUUGUGAGAAGCGAGAGCCCAUAAUCUCAUCAAAACAACCACCUACCAUCCCAUCUACCAUACCUCAACCUCCCUCAGCCUCCCUUAACCCCCCAAUCCCUAAUUUCAACUAACAAACCAACCCCCCCAGCUCCUUCUCCGGCGCCCUCUACCAAGUAAAACGCGGCUCCGACAACACCACCACCACCAUCGCCCCCCGCUCCGCCGGCGGCGUCGCCAACGCCGCCGCCCAGGACUCCUUCUGCGCCGGCACCACCUGUCUGAUCACCAUCAUCUACGACCAAUCCGGCAAAGGGAAUCAUCUUACCCAAGCUCCCGUGGGGGCCUUCCGAGGCCCCGAGACGAAUGGGUAUGAUAAUCUCGCUAGUGCGACGGGCGCCCCCGUCACGUUGAAUGGGCAGAAGGCGUAUGGGGUUUUUGUAUCUCCUGGUACGGGGUAUCGGAAUAAUGCUGUUAAUGGGGCGAUUGUUGGGGGUGAGUUUUUCUUCAGGAAGAGGAGGGAGAGAGAGGAUGGGGAUGGGGAUGGGAAGUGCUGAUUGUGUAUAGAUGCGGCGGAGGGGAUGUAUGCUGUUCUUGAUGGGACGCAUUAUAAUGGUAUGUCCCGUGGCUAAGCGAGGUUUUUCAUGGUGAGGAUUUGAAGAGCUGAUUGUGGGUAGAUGGUUGCUGUUUUGACUACGGCAAUGCCGAGACGAAUAGUCGUGAUACGGGGAAUGGACAUAUGGAAGCUAUUUACUUUGGGGAUAAUCGCGUUUGGGGCACUGGAGCUGGGAAUGGUCCUUGGGUACGUUACUUCCUCUUUACCAUGAAAACCCCCCUUUCACCUUCCUCGUAAUAUAAACACAGAAGAGGAUACUAACUCCCAACCCUCCACCAGGUCAUGGCCGACCUCGAAAACGGCCUCUUCUCCGGCGUCACCACCGGUUACAACGCAGGUAGUCCGACCAUCACCUCCCGCUUCCUCACCGCAAUCGUGAAAGGCGAGCCGAACCACUGGGCCAUCCGCGGUGCGAACGCGGCGUCGGGAUCCAUGUCCACGUAUUAUAGUGGUGUGCGCCCCUCUGCUUCGGGGUACAACCCCAUGAAGAAAGAGGGCGCGCUGAUUCUGGGGAUUGGGGGCGAUAAUAGUGUGGGUGCGCAGGGCACCUUUUAUGAGGGGGUCAUGGUGACGGGGUAUCCGACUGAUGCUGUCGAGGCGCAGGUGCAGGCGAAUAUUGUGGCGGCGAAGUAUGCGACUACUAGUUUGACUAGUGGGCCGGGGUUGACUGUGUAUGUGUUUCCUUUUUCCUUUUUCUUUUUUUUUUGGGAUCUCCCCUUUUCCUUGUCUGUGAUGAGAGGUUAAGCGAGAAGCUGGCUUGCUCUAUCUCUCUCCCCUUCCUGAACCCCAACAAACUAACACACCCCCCCAAAGCGGCUCCACCAUCUCCCUCCGCGCCACAACCUCCGGCUACACAACCUCCUACCUCUCCCACAGCAGCACCUCCACGCUCAUCACACCCAUCACCUCCACCUCCAGCACCGCCCUCAAGCGGCAAUCCUCAUGGAUCGUCCACACGGGUCUCGCCAACAGCGGCUGCUACUCCUUCGAAUCCGUCGACACGGCAGGGGCUUACCUCCGCCACGUCAACUUCGUCCUUCUUGUUAAUAAUAACGAUAAUACGAAGGGCUUCCGUGAGGAUGCUACUUUUUGUCCACAGAGUGGGAUCAGUGGGACGGGUGUUAGUGUGAGGGCGUGGAAUUAUCCGACGAGGUAUUUUAGGCAUUUUGCUACGAAGGGUUACAUUGGGAGUAAUGGGGGCGUGCAUGAUUUUGAUGCGGCGGGGAGUUUUAAUGCGGAUGUUAGUUGGGCUGUUGAGAGGGGGUGGGCGUAG